Molecule: messenger RNA, 2637 nt
Organism: Uloborus diversus
Lineage: Eukaryota; Metazoa; Arthropoda; Arachnida; Araneae; Uloboridae
Exons: 5
Coding region: 1-2544 (847 amino acids)
Biological process (GO): cell fate commitment; negative regulation of transcription by RNA polymerase II; positive regulation of transcription by RNA polymerase II
Molecular function (GO): zinc ion binding; DNA-binding transcription factor activity, RNA polymerase II-specific; RNA polymerase II cis-regulatory region sequence-specific DNA binding
Source: RefSeq, a predicted model, not a curated record
AUGGCCCGUUCUCAAGCGGACGUUUUCGAUCGAGAACAGGCAUCGUCUUCUGAAAGAGAUGAUGAUUCUGACGCCGCGGAUGAACAGUCAAGUUCGGAACAGGAACACGAAACAGAGCAGGCAUCUGUUAAGGACUUAUCCUCGCAUGCGCCCAAGGAACAAACUGUGAAUCAACUAUCUGGAAAAAACGACUAUCAAAUCCACUCCGGUGCCCUUACGAACUUGAAUGACCAUCUUCACUUGAACGACGUCCUGGAGGAGGACAAAGAACUUGAGCAUUGCUCGGAUUAUCGCAACGAACAGCCUCACAUACAGCGCCACUCUUAUGAGGAUGACCACAUGCACAUGAGACAUGAUGAACACAUGUACAGCACCUUUCAUCAUCCCGUGUCCGAGCACAACGGAAACGAGUCGGAUAUGAGGACACUGGACCAUCAUAUCAAUCAUCCACAUGUGUUGGUGUCUGAACAGCAUGUGCAAAACCAUCUCCAGGGGAACAACAACAACGCAGAUGAAGAUGACCACAUGUCAAAAGCACAGGGCAAGAAUAAUCAGUGUUUACUGGAAGACCCGCAUUUAAAUCAGGCUCCUCAUUACUCUAUCGCUGAUUCGCUCAGAAUACAGCAACUGAUAAACUUGCAGAACCAUCGCUCGUCCAUCCUCCAGCACGAAGCGCCCAGUCGAACAAACCAGGAGGAGAAUGGACGACACCACUCUGCGUCUUCGGAAGAGGCGCCCGAGCACUCCCCGCACAUUCUUAGAACGAACCACUCCGUUCAGGAAGAGAACGGAAUUGACGAACCGGACAUCAACAGCAUGCAGCGCCACACUCUGGAGAGCCAGGACAUGAAACAUGCCGAGUCCAACGGACAAGAAGUCCAGCGACACCAUCUGGAGGACUGCAACGAUUCGCACCUGAGGCAACUGCAGCCAUCCAACGACUCAUCUGCCCAGGAUGAAGAAAUAAUCCACGGUCAUCCAUCGCUGAUGCAGCACCGGCAACUCUUCCAGUCCCCCUCAGAGCUGGAACACGACCUCCAACCUGUUGAUCAAAACAGCGAGGGCAACCCUCACCACCUGCCUUCCGUCCUGGAAGACAAAGACAUCUCAGCUCACAUAAUGCAUCACGGUAGUGAUCACACCCCACACCGUUUGAAUUUAGAUCUUUCUGGUGCAGCGCACAAUUCUUUUCCACAUAUCAGGAGCCCCGCGUCUCCCAGAGACUUCAUUCCGGAUAGGAUUCCCUAUCACAUCAGCAUGCCCGACUUCCAAAGAAGUCUGCCUUCCAUGAACGACGCUGACCCCCAUGGAGAGGGUCUACCACUUCGGAACAUGCUGAACUCUACCACGACAAACUACCUGGUGAAUACCAUCAUAGACCAGGGUGGUCUCCAUGCUGUGAGUACGCCAUCCGUCACUUACCAUCACUUACCUGAAGCAACGGACAGCCCAUCCGGGGCACCCACGAGCAGUCCUCUGUACUUAUCAGGUGUGAAUACGUCCACUGCUUCUUCCAGGCUGUUGAGCAUCUCUCCGUACGGCCGUACUCACGACGCCAACAACGUGGGAUCGCUUAUGUGGAGCCAAGUGAAUGACGAACUAGUGUCUAAAUCUUCCCCAACUUCGUUGACCCUUGCCGGUACUGGGAUAUUAUCUAGAACUAGUGCAGGAGGUCACGUGUCAUCGUAUGUGUCUGAUUUACCUUGGAGUGGAUACGACAAUAUGUCUCAGAAUAUGUCCUUGCAACUACCGCAGGCAUCAGGAGUAGACGGCGACCCGCAGCUGUUUUCUGGUCUCGAGGGUCGAGAAUGCGUCAACUGUGGCGCCAUUUCGACCCCGCUCUGGAGGAGGGACGGCACCGGCCACUACCUGUGCAACGCGUGCGGCCUCUACCACCGCAUGAACGGCACGAACAGGCCCGUCGUCAAGAACCAGAAGAGACUGUCAGCUUCCAGACGGCUGGGCCUGUUUUGCUCCAACUGCCAGACGACCAACACUUCUUUGUGGAGGAGAAACAAUCAAGGGGAACCGGUGUGCAACGCGUGUGGUCUGUACUACAAAUUGCAUCGAGUGAACCGGCCCAUAACGAUGAAAAAAGAUAACAUCCAGCGGCGGAAAAGGAAGCCAAAAGCUUCGGAAAUCAGAAACGAACAAGACCACAAAACCCAGUGGGCCAACAUCAAGCAAGAAAUUUCUGAAGACGGAGGCUUCAACCUUUCGCCCAAACAGCCGGACUCCGGCAUGUUCGGGCCCGGAUACUACCUCUACCAGACGGCCUCGGCGACCGCCCAAAGAAGCCUGCCCAUGUUCACGAGUGCCAAAGACUUGCCCAAAGCGUCCAUCUUACACCAGUCCGUCAGCCAGCCCAUCCUGACGAACAGCCUGCCUUUCCUGGGGCUGCCCCAAGUGCACAACCCGGACAGUCCGGAAGGCGGGCUGUCCUCCCCGAGGCCGGACUCGAACCCGGACUAUCCGGUCUCCCCGCACGGAGUCUCUCUGCACGCUCAGACGCUAGAAACCACCAACGACUUUGACAUCCAUUGACCACUUGCGAGUGAUUUGUUAAGAGCCUUUGUUGAAAUUUAUUGACGAAUUUUACAAUUCUUUGUUCAUAUAUAAAAGUAUAUAUAGAAAAAA